Ectocarpus sp. CCAP 1310/34 is the source of this 402-nucleotide messenger RNA. The record is from the annotation of a GenBank genome assembly. NCBI's taxonomy places the organism in Eukaryota, Phaeophyceae, Ectocarpales, Ectocarpaceae.
GGUGCUUCCCCAUUUUCGGUAGGAAAAUCCACGCCCACCAUCGACAUUAAUUUGUUCCAUGCCUCCACCGGCCAUGUCAACGAAUUCUUGAUGCGUGAAACGGCCAAGCAGCAGGGCGUACGAUUGGUGGGGGAGAUGCAGCCGUGUGUGGGCUGCGUGGAAGCGAAGGGUAGGCGGGCCCCGGUGCCGCGGCGUGGCAUCCGCGCGGCGGUACCGUUCGGCAAAGUCCACAUCGACCUCACGGGCCCGUUCUCUGACGCGUUGGACGGCUCCCGGUAUCUGAUCAUGUUCGUGGACAGCGCAUCGCGGUGGCAACGGGGGUACGGGAUGCGGGCCAAGAGCGACACCCUGAAGUUCGUGCAGCGGUUUCUCGCCGACAUGAACGGCAUGGGCACUCCGGGG